AUGGCGGUCAUGCCGAUCCAUUUACGCAGUGGUAUGCUCUUAUCCAUCAUGUUACUAAGCUUGCUACCUACUUUAACCAAGGCUCAUUUACGUUGCGUUGGAUGUAUGUCAAAAUGUUGCUGUAAUGGUAAAUGCUGUCGCUGUCGUCACCUUAUUUACGAAAUGUGGUGGUUUUGGCUAUUAUGGUGCUUAGUAGUCUUAUUAAGUUGUUGCUGUGCUUACAUCAAACGACGUCAUAGACGCUUUGCAAACCAAAAUAAUCGACUUCGAACAAUCACUACUACCGGCGGUAACCUUGCCCAAACAAGAAUCGGCAAUGGUACCCAAAAUUCAACAGUGACAGUAUCUUUAGAGAAAUUACCCUCUUAUAAUGACGCCAUCAAAUCGUCAAACCGAGAUUUACCUGAGCCACCGCCACCUGCUUAUGUUGAUAUGCCUAAUCUGACCCAUGAUAACUUUAAUCAAUCUGGACUAGAGCAUUUUACGGAAAUCCCGCUACGCGUAAGCACCAAUCAAGACAAUGAUACUGGAAACAGCAAAAGAGAUAACUUAGAUUCUGAAACCUUAACAAUAUCUUCUAUUCAGCCAUCAUCGUCGAAAGGGAGUGAUGCUGCUUAG
Messenger RNA from Trichoplax adhaerens, 618 nucleotides. RefSeq lists its product as uncharacterized. Lineage: Eukaryota; Metazoa; Placozoa; Uniplacotomia; Trichoplacea; Trichoplacidae. The coding region runs from base 1 to 618 and encodes 205 amino acids. The record is from RefSeq and is a predicted model, not a curated record. The transcript has 4 exons.